GAAAUGAAGGAGAAGAAGGAGAAAGUAGAGGAGAAAGCAGUCCACAAAGAAAAGAAGAAGGAGAUAGUAGAGGAUGAGGAAAAUGGAGCUGAAGAGGAUGAGGAAGAGAAUCCUGAGGAUGUGGAUGAAGAAGAAGGUGGUGACGAGGAUGACGAAGGAGAUGAGAAUGGGCAAGAGCAGGAUGGACAUGCAGAAAAACGAUCUGCAGAGGAGGAGGAGGAUGAAGUGGAUCCAAAGAGACAGAAGACAGAAAAUGGGUCUUCUGCUUGAGGCCUCCCCUCCCAUUUCCUCUGUUCCGUCCAUCUCUCCUCCUCCAUUCCAGCCUGUGCUUGCACUGUCCAUUAGCCUCUGGCUUCACACAAUCUCAGAUGAGGAAAGGUUAGAAAAGCUCUCAAACAGGGAAUACAGCAGUUUCCUUCCCACCUGAAGAUCCAGCCCAUCUAUGACAUUCCCCACCUGAAAUUAUUCCACCUCCCCGCAUCCUUCCGGCUGUGCCCACAUACAAACGAACCUCUUCCCUCAAGAAUCUCAGCAUUUUCCAUCGUGGCCCAAUGCGUAACCUUGCCAGGCCUAUAUGACUGGCUGUUCACGUGGCAAGCACCUCUCAUUCCUUUUCACUUGCCCUCCCUCUUCGCUAGUGUGACUGAGAUUCUUGACAGCUUCUGCUCCCAGAACCUGCUGUCAGUCAGAUAUUCUCCCUGAGUCCUGGAGGCUGCGGGCACAGAUCUCAUGGUGCGUUUCCCAGUCCUAGGCCUCCUCUCAUCUGCUUUCCCAUUGAACCCUGAGAGACAAGUAAAAAAAAUAUUACAAGCAAAUAAUGGUCUGUUAAACCAUAUGCAGAGAUGGGAUUUAUCUUAAGCUUUUUUUUUUCAAGUUUACAUGACAGACAGCAAGCUGGCCCUCGUGAAUUUUUCAGAAGAUAAGGGUUGUUUUUAUAUACGAAUUUCAUCUGAACUGCAUAUUUUUUUAAUUUGGAGGCUUUUUUAAAACAAAUCAAGAGAGAAAUAAAUUGGGGACCAAACUUUGAUUUCCAUUUUUCUGUUUAGAUUCUCUUGUGACCAUUUUUUGUAAAUUAAAGGCAAUAUAGCCACAGCAUUUUCUAUGGCACAGACAUCACGAGGAUUAUAGAUAUAAAUAUAUAUAUUGUUUUCAACUAGCACUGUAAAUAAAAGCGUUUAAAAAGAUUUCA
Molecule: messenger RNA, 1189 nt
Organism: Numida meleagris (helmeted guineafowl)
Lineage: Eukaryota; Metazoa; Chordata; Aves; Galliformes; Numididae
Gene: PTMS
Product: parathymosin
Biological process (GO): negative regulation of apoptotic process; positive regulation of transcription by RNA polymerase II
Cellular component (GO): nucleus
Molecular function (GO): histone binding
Source: RefSeq, a predicted model, not a curated record